This is a messenger RNA of Lichtheimia ornata, 2043 nucleotides long. RefSeq lists its product as uncharacterized. NCBI's taxonomy places the organism in Eukaryota, Fungi, Mucoromycota, Mucoromycetes, Mucorales, Lichtheimiaceae. Gene Ontology annotation, molecular function: protein serine/threonine kinase activity; ATP binding. The record is from RefSeq and is a predicted model, not a curated record. The transcript has 4 exons. Gene Ontology annotation, biological process: protein phosphorylation; intracellular signal transduction. The coding region runs from base 1 to 2043 and encodes 680 amino acids. Gene Ontology annotation, cellular component: cytoplasm.
AUGUCAACAAACAGCUCCACGCUGCACCAACAACAACGGUCUCAUGCCGUCGAUCUCAAUGUCUCUGAUUCCCCUCUCAAGUCGACGGUGUCAAAGGAGUCCACCAACAAUGGUGCAAAACCAGCACGCGGGCAUAAGCGUCAACAAGCAUCAAUAGGGCUUGGGAUUAUUACAACCAACUUGGAUAUGAAGGAUCAGUCGUCGUCUCAACAGCAGCAGCAACAACAACAACAAGAAGGAAGCAAGAACCAUGAUGAACAAGUUGUUACCAAUGAUCGCACCAAGACAGAUGCCUUCUUUAGUACAAGCACCCUAUCAGUACCUCGACCACCACCUCCAUUGGCUUCUUCGAUCUCAGCGUCAUCUCCAAGAAGAUCAAGUGACAGCGCGCAUGGACCUAUCAGUGCUCCUAUCACCAUGAAUGAUAAUGAAGUAUUGUUGGAUGGCGAUGAUGAUAUGGGAUCAAGUCGUCGAAUGACCUUUGCCAAUCGACUAAGACAUCUGGUGGCAGCGAACAAAAUGGCUCCUCCUGCACCAUCACCCAUUCCCAACAAUUAUCGUCAGCAUGCAUCAACAUCGUCUCCAUCAGCAUCAACUACAACAACAACAUCAACAUCAGAUAAAGCUGCAUCAUCAGGAUUACAACCUACUGGUCAUCGUUCAUAUUCUUCUUCCUCUUCUUCGGAUGAUGAUGAUGAUGAAAUUAUGCCAUUACCAAGUCCUGCUCCAGGAAGUGCAUCGAUGCAUUCUCGUCAACAUCGACUUUUCCCUAAACACCCUAUUGUUUCUCCACCUCAAUUAUCACCGGUGACACCAACAAGUGAAGAUGAUAAGCCUCCUGAACAUGCAUCCGAUAAUACAGCAACAACAACAACCAACAUCACCAACACUACCACCACCAUAGCACCACUACCACCACAAUCAUCAUCAUCAUUGGAACCUCCUUCACAGAGUAUACCCGUCAUUGUCACUUCACCUUCGUGGACUCCCGGACGACCCAAAAAUAAGCUUCCGUCACUAUCCGAGGAACCAAUGCUUGGAGAUUUGGAUGAUGUGGUAUCCACAACCAAUCACAAACUCGUUCCACCUACCAUGAAUCGUGAAUACAAGUUUCCAUCGCCUUCACCCAUGCAGUACACUGAAGAGGAUAUUGUGGGUAAACAAAUCGGUGAUUACAAGAUUCGGCGCUUGAUCGGUGUGGGUGCAUUUUCAAAGGUGUAUUUGGCAACGCGUAUCAAUGAUGGUGUUGAAUUUGCUAUCAAGAUGAUCAACAAGGAUAGAAUUGCUACCGAUGCCAGGAUACGAUCCAGUAUUGAACGUGAAGUGGGUGUAUUAAAGUUUAUUGAUCACCCAUCCAUUGUGCAUCUUGAAGCCACCAUGGAGACCGAACAACAUUUAUGCAUUGUCAUGGAAUACGCACAAGGCGGCGAGCUCUUUGAUUUCGUACAAAAAAUGCAUCAAUCAAGAAAACCUGUGGAUGAGGAAUUGAUUCGACGUAUCUUUACCGAGUUAUUACAUGUGGUGCUAUGGCUGCAUGAGCACAAUAUUGUUCAUCGUGAUCUUAAGCUUGAAAACAUUCUCAUUCACAUGGAUAAAGACGGCCAUCCCCGACUCAAGGUGACGGAUUUUGGACUUGCUCGUGUGAUUGAUCCGACAGCACCCAUAUUAACGACCCGAUGCGGAAGUGAGGAAUACGCAGCACCCGAAAUUGUACAAAGCAUGGGCUAUGAUGGACGCCGCACGGAUACUUGGGCUAUGGGUAUUAUCCUUUACGCACUCCUUGUCGGUUAUUUGCCUUUUAUGUAUAAUCCAGCACGCGGUGAGAAGGUUUCGCAUCUCUAUUAUCGCAUCGUGAGUGCAGAGUAUCGAUGGCCCUCGGCAGACUGGCAACAGCAUCCUGAACGUACCAUCAGCACGGAGGCAAGACAAGUGGUCGAACGUAUUCUUAAACGACAACCUGACAAGCGUAUCAAUUUGGCUGACAUUGAAACCCUUCCAUGGUUCACCAAACCAAUUACUAGUGACUCUCAUGCAUCAUCAUGA